GGGAAUCGUGGCAUUGCUCGAAAAGGACUCAUUUUGCCCGUGAGAACUAAGCCAGCCGCGCAUGACGCAGCCCCCCAGAGGGGCCGCUGCUACUUUGCUACUUUGCUGCUGUUGCUGCUUCCCCAGCAAAAGGGAAAAAAGAGGGUCUCAAGCGUGUUUCAGCCUUCUGGCUGGAUGGGCUGACGCAACGCUAUUUUUGUCGCGAAUAAUGUCUUUCUUCUGGGGUGGGAAAGUGCCUUGUCGAUCAGGAUCAAAUGGAUGGAUUUCCCUGGUUGAUUUCCAGGGAACGGACCAGCUCUGCUAGUCGAUGCACUACGCUGACGCUAAGGAUAUGCCAGA
Molecule: messenger RNA, 339 nt
Organism: Aspergillus welwitschiae
Lineage: Eukaryota; Fungi; Ascomycota; Eurotiomycetes; Eurotiales; Aspergillaceae
Exons: 1
Coding region: 62-304 (80 amino acids)
Source: RefSeq, a predicted model, not a curated record